Amphimedon queenslandica is the source of this 1019-nucleotide messenger RNA. RefSeq lists its product as uncharacterized. Bases 526 to 948 code for a protein of 140 amino acids. The transcript is spliced from 7 exons. Lineage: Eukaryota; Metazoa; Porifera; Demospongiae; Haplosclerida; Niphatidae. The record is from RefSeq and is a predicted model, not a curated record.
AGGAACUUAACUGUGAGCUAUUUGUCAAUGCUUGUAUACCUUAUCCCUGCCUAAACAAUGGUACCUGUGUGGAUUUAGUGACAAAUUAUACCUGUCUUUGUCCUGAAGGAUUCACUGGCAAUAACUGUGAAAGGAGAGUUAUUGAAUCAUCUGUAUUACCUGCACCAUCAACUGAUACCAAACAAGUGCUAUAAUAGGUUAUAUUCCUAAUUCUUUAUAUGGAGAAGUAAAAGAACAAGGACAAUAAACAAUUGUUACGUCUACUUAAGAUUUUUUUAGCGUGAUCUAGUCUAACUUUUUACAAUCAUUACAUGGCCAGUCGGCCUCUCUCCUGUGUCAAGUAGUUUAAAUGUACAUUAAUAUUUUUAAAUGAAUCAUUGUUUAUAAUACUUUUUCCUGUUUGUACAUACAUGUGUGUGAUCUACGUAUACAUUAGGUCACAUUGUGUACAUAAGAUAAUGUUUUUGUGUCAUUUAAUAACAACUAGAAAGGAAGAACUUGUAGAUAACUCAAUGUUCUUUAGUUAUGAUCUCUGAUAAAAUUAUUAUUGUCUUAUUUCUUGGAGGACUGGCUAAUGGAAUGACUUCAGAAGAGGGCAGUAAAAUAUCACUGAUUGGUGCUGCAGCCAUUAUUGCUUUAGCUGUGAUAAUUAUUUUUGGUCUAAUGGCUCUAUUUUUCAUAUUAAGAUCAAAUGACCUAAUACCUGACUGUUUUUGGUCCUUAAUCCGCCAAAAGAAGCACUUCAAAUUCAAUACAAGAGAGAAAAAUGACACUCACAUAACUUCUGGUGAGCACAAUGAUGCUAGAAAUAGUGCUGAGCUUUAUUUAGAGCUAUGUUCAUUGGCUCAAUCAACACAGAAUGUUUCAGUGGUGGAAAAUGAGGUGUAUCAAAGUAGAGAAAGUUGUGAAAUCGAAGAAACUGUAGAUUCUGAUAGUGACUACAUAUGAUUUGUUGUCCCAUAAACAUUGUGAUCAUGUUAUUGUUUAAAGGAAUGUUACAUUUUAAAGGUUUACCAUAA